AUUAUUUUUAAAUCUAUGCUAGCAGAAUUGUAAGCAAAAUAAACUAAAUUGACCUUGCAAAGAAUGACUCCAGAAGAGAGAGCUGCAUACGAAGCUAAGAAUAAGCCACCUCCUCCACCCACUAAUUCUGCAGAUUUUUAAGCUAAACUUGCCAUGCUCAAUCAAUAAGAACCAGGGUCUGCAUAAUCAUAACAAACAGCUCCUCCCAACACUAAAGUCAUGGUAAAUAAAGCUGCUCCUCCUCCUCCCCCACCUCCACCACCUCCUCCUCCUCCCAAAGGAGCUGUACAUAAUUCUCAUAUUAUUAUUAAAGCCACCUCCUCCACCUCCAGGUCCUCCUGCCGCUAAAUCAACAACCAAUCCACCUAACUCAACUCAAACAAUGCCAGCUUAUUAACCUCCUCCACCUGUUUAAAACCUACCGCCUCCUCCACCACCUCCACCUCCUCCUCCUCCAGUUAAACAAAAUAUAAUGCCUCCUACACCGCCACAACCAGUACAAUAAUAAUUUCAAGCUCCCCCUUAUCAAUAAAUGUAAUAAGCAAGCAACGUUACAAAUUACCAGAAUCCAGGUUCAUAAAAGUAAUAAUCAAAUGAAACUUAUCUCCCUGUUACAAAAAAUCAAGAGAGUAUGGCAUAUUAUAUUGUUUAGGAGAAAUUGUGGGAGAUACAAAGUAAGUCGAAUUUCAUGAACUUCAAUAAGAUAAAAAAUAAAAAAUCGAAAUCAACUAUUUUUUAGCUAUUGGUGGUGUUAAUUUGUAAGAAUCGUUUUAAGCAACUACAUUUGAAAAUAUUGAUAAAAUUAGCUAAUUAAGUGCCCCUUUUUAAAAUGAAAAUAGGAAUCCAGAAUUCUAUUCUAUCAAAAAGGGAUUCAGAAAAUUAGAUUAGAAUCCUAACUAAGCUGUGAUUUACUUUUAAAAGUCAGAUACAUCAUCAUAAGUAAAAGUUACCAGAAAUUUUGAAAAAUACCUGAAGAAUGACAAUAAUUCAUGGACAUAAAGUCAAAAUAAGCAACAUUUGUAAUUAUUAAAGAAAAAGUAUCGAAAGGACAUUGAAAAAUACAAAGAAGAUUAACUUAAUGCAAUUUAAUUAGCCAUUUAAUAAGCCAUCCAAUAAACCAUUUAAGAAACAGUUGAAGAAACAAUUGAAGAGAAUGUUUUGAAAGAAGUAGAUGAAAGUAGAUUUUAAGCAGCCAGUAAAAAACUAUAAGAAAUAAUAAAUAUUAAAGUGAGUAAUAAUGAUUAUUCUUCCCUUUAAACAUUGCUUCCAUAGAUUCAAGUAAAAUUCAUUAAAUCUUUCUUAGAAAUUCAAAGAUACUAAAAAGAUUUAUGAUUAGUUAGAUCCUGAGGCAAGAUAAGAUCUUGCAGUUAAUUUAGAAUCCAUGAUGACCACAAUAGAAGCAAUGAUUUUGUGAAUUUUAGAUAUUAAUAUUACCAGACAUAAAAAUUAUAGAUAGC
Molecule: messenger RNA, 1457 nt
Organism: Paramecium octaurelia
Lineage: Eukaryota; Ciliophora; Oligohymenophorea; Peniculida; Parameciidae
Source: the annotation of a GenBank genome assembly